Messenger RNA from Prunus avium (sweet cherry), 1567 nucleotides. Lineage: Eukaryota; Viridiplantae; Streptophyta; Magnoliopsida; Rosales; Rosaceae. The record is from RefSeq and is a predicted model, not a curated record.
CUAAACACACAAAUUCCACAAAUUACCUUAUAAUUUUAGUGUAAACAGAGAAAUGGAGAGAGGUCAGAGAGCCUACAAAGGUCACUGCUUGGUCUUACCCUAUCCGAGCCAAGGCCAUAUUAAUCCUAUGCUCCAAUUUGCCAAGCUUUUAUCUCACAAAGGAGUUAAAGUCACACUGGUCACUACCCGCUAUAUCCACAAGACAAUGUACGGGUCAGCAUCAAGCUGCAUAGCGCUGGAUCUGGAGACCAUCUCCGAUGGCUACGAUGAAGCCGGGAGAGGAGAAGCAAGCAUUGAUGCCUAUUUGGAGAGCUUUUGGAAAGAAGGGUCAAAAACUUUGGCUGAGCUACUUGAGAAGCUUUCAAGCUCAGGGCCUCCAGUUGAUUGUGUUGUUUAUGAUGCGUUCAUGCCUUGGCCUCUGGAUGUUGCGAGGAAGUUUGGAAUUGCUGGGGCUACUUUCUUCACCCAGUCUUGUGCUGUUGCCAACAUCUACUACCAUGUCCACAAAGGACUUUUGAAAGUUCCUCUUGCUGAUGAUCAGUCUCUGAUUUCCCUUCCCGGGUUGCCACCACUUGACCCUCUGGACUUGCCAUCGUUUGUAUACGAUUUGGAGUAUUGCCCAGCUUUUUACAGAGUGGUUGUGGGUCAGUUCUCCAAUGUUGACAAAGCUGAUUGGGUCCUCUGCAACACAUUUUAUGAGUUGGAAGAACAAGUGGUGGAUUGGCUGGCUAAGUUUUGGCCACUGAGGACUGUUGGACCAACUAUACCAUCCAAGUACUUAGAUGAGCGACUUGAAGAUGACAAAGAAUAUGGUGUCAACCUCUUUAAAUCAGACAAUGAUGCCUGCAUCAAAUGGCUAAACGAAAGGCCAAAAGGGUCUGUUGCUUAUGUAUCCUUUGGCAGCGCAGCGAAACUUGACGAUGAGCAAACGAAGGAGCUGGCUUGGGGUUUGAGAAGGAGCAAAAGUAACUUCUUGUGGGUGGUUAGAGCAUCAGAAGCAGCUAAGGUGCCAAAAGGGUUCGUCGAGGAAACAUCGGAGAAGGGUUUGGUGGUCUCAUGGUGCUCCCAAUUGGAGGUUUUGGCUCAUGAGGCUGUUGGAUGCUUUGUUACACAUUGUGGUUGGAACUCAACUUUGGAGGCUUUGAGUUUGGGGGUUCCAAUGUUGGCAAUGCCACAAUGGACUGACCAAAGAACCAAUGCCAAGUUCAUUAUGGAUGUGUGGAAAAUAGGGAUCACAGCUCCAUCUGAUGAGAAAGGGAAGGUGAGAGAAGAAGUAGUGGAACAUUGCAUAAGUGAAAUAAUGGAGGGAGAGAGAGGGAAAGAAAUGAAAAUCAACGCCCUCAAAUGGAAGGAGUUGGCUAAAAAGGCAGCGGAUGAAGGUGGAAGUUCAGACAAAAACAUUGACGAGUUCAUUUCAAAGCUGGUUCAGUGAUGGCUAUGUGCUAGAAAAGCCACAUAAGUAAAAUAAAAACAGCUUUUAAGCACUACGUGUGAUUCCAAUAAGAUUGUAAUCCAAAUCUUAUCAAUGGUCGUUGUCAUCUUAUAAAUAUGUCUUUUCAUCUUGGUA